Nasonia vitripennis (jewel wasp) is the source of this 1917-nucleotide messenger RNA. RefSeq lists its product as uncharacterized. Bases 689 to 1756 code for a protein of 355 amino acids. The record is from RefSeq and is a predicted model, not a curated record. NCBI's taxonomy places the organism in Eukaryota, Metazoa, Arthropoda, Insecta, Hymenoptera, Pteromalidae. The transcript is spliced from 9 exons.
UAAACUUAUCUAGACAUUGCUGCGAUAAGAUUUUCCACGGCACACGAAAGCCGAUAGUCGCAGUUUGAUUCCGACUAAGGUUCGCGUUUAUAUAGUGUAUUCGUAGAGUUUCAAUGGGAAUAAUAUUACGAACAACGUUUCAAUCUGCGAUAUCGUGAGAUGAUAGAGUAGCAUAAUCGUCGUUGCAUCGAAUUGGCGUUUGUUGUGCAGACGGUGUGAUUGUUGUUAAAGUGCUAUGCAUGCCAGAAUUUCGACGAGAGCGAAGUGCCAAAGUUUUUAUAUACUAAAGUGCCAGCAGAUAAAAUGACGAUGAUAGAAGACGUCACUUAUAACGGUAUAACGCACAGUAUUAUUGAACAAACACGUCGUCAUUAAAAAUUCCACUCCACGAUAAACACGGCUACGUUGACAUAACCUCUAAAUAUACUCGACGAGUUUGUAAUUUUUAUAAUUACUACAGCAUCAUGGAGCACAUUGAAAAGAUUAGUGCCGGACCUUUGGGACAGUUGGUAGAAGGAGCGAACAAUAUAUGUCUUGAACCAAUACGAUGUUCGUUCGUGAUUUUUUUUAGCAUUGGGAUGGAACGCUUUUCAACGGUCAUCGUGAAAAUUUGAACUUGAACAGCCAUGACAUAGACGAUUUACGAUUUAAAUUAGGCUUCGAUCAUGUAGAAUUAGUUCAGUCCACAAUGGUAGAAAAACAAAGCAUCCAAUUAGUUUCUUGUACUGGAAAUCUCAAGACAUUGUCCGUGACCUUUGUAUUUAAGCUUUCCGACACGAUGAUCAAUGGUAAAAUACGCAUUUGUAGCGUUUUAGACCAGUCGCUCGAUUCCACUUACAAACUUCACCUGACGAACGUUAAAAUAAAGUCUGUCGUUGGACUGUACAUCGAGGAAGAUAGCUAUCGCAUCGGUCACAUAAUUCACGAAUUUCUAGAUGCUAGAAUAUCACUUUUAUACAAAAGUGGCAGUAGAAUGAUUCCUGUCUAUGAUAAAGUGCAAGAUAAAUCUAUAAAACAUUCGCUGGUGCAAUACAUUAUAAAUAACACGACGAAAAAUUCGACAACUUUGAUAGAGAGUAAAUUAAAAUCAGCCUUUGAUCUAAUGUCCGUGAGCAUAUCCCUGAGAAACGAUUUUUCUCAGAGAGAUAUAUUCCGGAUACACACGAAAAAUAUGAAAGUGGCAUUCAAUAAUCUAGUGGACGAAAUAAUCGAUGCGACGAAUUUAUUACUUAUACAAACCGUACCUAAAGUAUCGUUACCCAAUAUAUCUGUGAUAUUGAAUUUCAAAAAAGUCGAAAAGAAGUGCUUUCAAGCUUUUCGCAAUUCGCUAAAGGGUUUUAACUUUUUGCUGAGGAGGAAGAGUUGUAUAGUUUCUAUGGAAAAAGACCUCAUUGUGCUCUACGUUCCGGUUGAUUUUGCCGAUCUAAACAUUCGAUUUAGACAAUUCAUAAUAAAACACGGAGAAGUAGAAAGUAAAUCUAGCGAUAUCGAAGAACACUACAAAACGGAGGGUUCUUACUUAACGAUAUCGAUUAAAAAAUUAGAAGAGAAUAAAUUCGAUCUGAAUUUACUAGAAUUCAAAAUUGACAAAUUCAUCUUUUUGGACACUGACAAUCAAACAGUUAUCGAUCCAUCUGUCAGAUUAUGGAUAAACAGUACUCUAGAAUUCAAAGUAGUACCUCUAAUCGAAGAGAUGUUUGAGAAAUAUAUAAGAUUAAUAAUUACAACUGAUAAAUUCACUAAAAUGAAUAUAUAAAGAAAUGAAAAAGUCUGGUGUAAACAUGUCUUGUAAACUGUAAAGCUCCGUCAAUGUUUUAGACUAAACAAGCUUUUGUAUAAUAUUGUACAAAUUGUAAUUUUAUGAACAAUAGAAUCAAUAAAUAAAUUGUACAGCUCUUUAGAUAUAAAGCGAGAAAA